AUGUCAAUAUCAGAAAAACAAUCCCAUAUUGCAGUUAUUCUAAAUGAACUAACUAAUGGAUCUGAGAAUAAUUUAGUAUUUAAUUAUAAUAUUUUAGAUAAGAAUGUAAUAAAUUCAAAUGAAGAAAAUAUUAAAAAGUUGAAUUUUGAAGAUAUUGAUGGUGAAGGGUAUAAGAAAACUGAAGAUAUUAAUAAUUGGAAAGAAUAA
Cetraspora pellucida is the source of this 207-nucleotide messenger RNA. NCBI's taxonomy places the organism in Eukaryota, Fungi, Glomeromycota, Glomeromycetes, Diversisporales, Gigasporaceae. The record is from the annotation of a GenBank genome assembly.